Patiria miniata (bat star) is the source of this 1197-nucleotide messenger RNA. RefSeq lists its product as uncharacterized. NCBI's taxonomy places the organism in Eukaryota, Metazoa, Echinodermata, Asteroidea, Valvatida, Asterinidae. Gene Ontology annotation, cellular component: nucleus. Bases 212 to 1162 code for a protein of 316 amino acids. Gene Ontology annotation, biological process: deoxyribonucleoside monophosphate catabolic process. The record is from RefSeq and is a predicted model, not a curated record. Gene Ontology annotation, molecular function: 5-hydroxymethyl-dUMP N-hydrolase activity. The transcript is spliced from 10 exons.
CCUCAAUCUUGUUUCAAACACCAGCGGGAACGUGUGUGCGGGGGAUAAGAUAAGGUUCGCGGGAAAUUUUCAGCUGUUUUUUUUUGUGGGUGGCCGGUGUCCAGCAGGUGUUCGUGGUUGGUUGCUCGUGAAUCAAGAACCUAAAAAAUCGUAAAGAGCCACCUGUGACCUUUCUAAGUAAGAGCCUUACAAAGUUGAAUCAGCGAGAGCCAUGAGUCGGAAGAUCUAUUUCUGUGGUAGCAUCAGGGGAGGCCGGCAAGACGUGGGACUCUACGCUAAGAUCAUCAAGACGUUGAGCGGCUAUGGCACAGUCUUGACGGAGCAUGUCGGGGAUGGUGAAUUGGACAAGAAUGAGAACUUGGAUGAUAAGGGAAUUCACGACAGGGAUAUCGAUUGGCUCAAGGAGUCUGAUGCCGUUGUUGCGGAAGUCACUCAGCCAUCCAUGGGUGUAGGAUAUGAGCUCGGCAGGGCAAACGCAAUGGGAAAGAAGAUUCUCUGUCUAUUCAGGCCAGAGUCUGGCAAAUUGAUGUCGGGGUUGGUGCAGGGAGCUGACAAUUCAACGUCAUUUGCCGUCAAGCAUUACAAGGAAGAAGAGUACCCAGACAUACUCAAGGACUUCUUUGAUCAAUUAUCCAAGGAAGAUACCGACGAAGCUGUGGCAGUGAAGAAGAGGAAGACGGGUGAAGAAGAAGGAGCAAAGGUAGUGAAAUUGGACACAGACAACGGCUCCUCCACUGAGAGAAAGAUCUACUUCUGUGGUAGUAUCACAGGCGGCCGACAAGAUGCAAGUCUGUACAAACAGAUAGUUGAAGAGAUGAAGAGUAAAUACGGGCCGGUGCUGACCGAGAACGUGGCUCGAGAAGAUCCGAUCAUCGCCGUCGAUGGAAAAAUCGUGACAGAUGUAAAAAUCCACGAGAUGGAUAUGAAUUGGCUGCGUUCAUCCACAGAUGUAGUUGCAGAGGUGACCCAGGUGUCGACCGGCGUGGGAUAUGAGAUCGGCCAGGCAGUUGAAAUGGGCAAACGGAUUCUGUGUCUUUUCCGGUCAGAAGUGAACAACAGAAUCUCUGCUAUGAUUAGCGGCGCUCACGAUGGAACUUCAGUUACCGUCAAGGACUACAAGGACCAGGAAUAUGUAGUCAUUCUCAAGGAAUUCUUCCAGUAAAACUGACACUGAAAUAUGUCAAGUCCAAUCAAGAA